UUCUUACAUAUCUUCUGCGACCUACCCCGCUAGAGGGUCUGAAACUGACUGUGCCUGAUUACCCACGCAUAGGAUCCUGGACUAUACGAUCAUUCCUAAAGAUAGUACACCACUCGGUUGUAUGGGUUUCUCUACUCAACCGCAAUUACAGAACUGGAAUUGGAUGGACUGCAGCCUCGUUGUCAAUUAGUGACACUGCCAUGCAGACUAUGCGGGCAACAUGUCGCAUCUCCUGCAUAUGCGGGAAUGCUGCGCAAGAGGUUGCUCUAGGACCGUCUUUGAACCAUUCGAGUCUCAACUUGUGUCAUUGCACCACCUGCAGGUCAAUCACGGGGGUCCUUUGCUCCUCAUACUAUCUCCUACAGUCCCCCCCGACCCACCAAGAGGGACUCGUCGCGUAUCAACACUCUGGAUGCACUACUCGAUAUUUCUGUAGAGCCUGCGGCGCCCAUGUUUUUGCGUAUGUGAAACCUACGGAGCAAUAUUUCGUUGCUGCGGGAUUGCUGGAGCGCCCACCCGAGACCAAGUCGAUCCGACAUUGGGGCACUGACGAUACUGGAGACGGCGGACUGGCAGCUGUGUGCCAUGCGGAGGUGGCGUAUCCAACGAACUCUUGUUGGCUUGACGCUUCUUUGGAUCCUUCCAAACAGGCUGGUGAAUCGAGACCGAAGCGGUCUGCACAGGACCGACGAGAGUUGCCAGUCCGGUGUUUUUGCACAGGCAUUGACCUGCGGAUCACCCCCCCAGAUGCCUCCUCUACCGAAGCAUCCUCCCCAUGGCCAGAUCUGUUGGUUCCUUACCAUAGCGGAUCCUCUGCGAAUGCGACCGAUGCGAAGUGGUGGCUCCGCGACGGGAACACUCGGUACCUGGCAGGUUGCUGCGCCUGCCGCACGUGUCGCCUAGCCAGCGGGUUUCCCAUCCAGUCAUGGGCGUUUGUCCCCAUAUCUAACAUCCGCAAUGCAGAUGGAUCACCGCACCCUCUUGGCACAGGCACCAUGCAGCGAUAUGAAAGCUCUCCGGGCAUCUACCGGGAAUUCUGCCACCGCUGCGGGGCGACGGUGUUCUGGCAUUGCGACGAACGACCCCGCGUUCUGGACGUAAGCGUCGGCCUGCUUCAGGCCGGCAGCGGAGCCAUGGCCGAAGAAUGGGUGGCAUGGGCCACCGGGAGGGUCAGUUUCGAGGAGAUGGCCUUGGAUCGGACCCUGAUGCAGCAUUUGACGGCUGGAUUACAGGAAUGGGGCCCGGGGCAGAUUGUUCGAGAGCGACAACCUGGUGCUUGAAACCGCCGGGACAGGACCAAUAGAGUACAUGCAGUAGUAUAUGGACCUGCUUUCGUUCAA
This is a messenger RNA of Aspergillus campestris IBT 28561, 1340 nucleotides long. Its product is annotated as GFA family protein. The record is from RefSeq and is a predicted model, not a curated record. Gene Ontology annotation, molecular function: carbon-sulfur lyase activity. The transcript has a single exon. Lineage: Eukaryota; Fungi; Ascomycota; Eurotiomycetes; Eurotiales; Aspergillaceae. Bases 201 to 1280 code for a protein of 359 amino acids.